AGCAAUAUUCAGUAUAAACAAGUUAAUGUCUUGGUUAGAAUGCUGUUUCUUUUUGUAGUUGUAACUGCCUGCUUUGGUUUUCUAGUUAAGGGAGAACCCUUGUCCGCUACCGAAUCUUAUGAUUUUGCAAUAUCCUCGGAGUCGCAGUUGUCAUUGCUAAAACUGAAAGAAACACAUGUCAACAAUCUCCAGAGCUAUAAAAAAGUUUUAAAGAAGCACUUACAGAAAAUUAGACGAGCCAUAAAGCAAUCAGAAGAACUCUUGAAAUCGACUAAAACCUCAACGCGUAAUUUAAUUUAUGGAUAUAAGGUUCUGAGGCACCUUCACAAUGAUUGGCCCCAGUAUUUCAGACUAUUAAAGAAAGAUCUAGGUCUUGAGCAGAUUGCGGUCUCUCAGAAGUUAUUAACACAGCAACCAACAUCUGUGGACUUCGAAGAAUCCAUGGGUGCUAUGCAUAGACUUCAAACGGUUUACAAUUUGGACUCCUAUGCCAUGACUGAAGGCUUUAUAGAUGCCAAAGAUAGGAACAUCAAAAAUUGGAGUGCUGAUGAGUGCCUAAUGCUCGGUCUGAUGUAUCUAUUCCUAAAAGAUUACAAUCAAUCGGAGAAUUGGUUGGAAUUGGCUCUUUAUCAUUACGAUGAUAAUCUCAGUCCUGAAGUUCUCAAAAUUAAACUUUGGAACUACCCGAACCUUUUGGAAUCCCUAGUAGAGGCCAACAAGGGACUUGGUCGCUAUCUGGAAGCUAAAAAGUAUGCGAAUGAGCUGCUUUCAAUCAAUCCCAAUCACACUUAUAUGCUGACACAACUGCCAAAGCUGAAACAUUUGCAAUCGAAUCCAAUCAAACUCACAAAACCAAAGAAAGUGUUCCAGCUCCAGAAAGAAAUAUGCUCAAAACGCUAUAGGAGGAAAUCAGGAGUGCUUGUGUGUCGCUAUGUGGAUUGGACACAAUUCCUUAAACUGGCACCCUUAAAAAUGGAGGAGUUGUCCAUGAAACCCCAUAUAAGUAUUUUUUACGGAUUCCUUGGUCAAAAGGAUAUAGAAGUUCUAAAGAAUGCGUCCAGACCAAAACUGCAAAGAGUCAAACAUUUAUCAGGUAAUUGCAGUUGCAAAAUCGGAAAUCUUUCCAGUUCUUCACAUGAUGUUGUACGCAAAGUAAAUGAGUUAAUUCUUGAUAUUACUGGGUUUCCAUCGAAGGGUAAUCAAAUGCUAGAAGUCAUUAAUUAUGGUAUUGCUGGAAACUACAAUCCCGAAGACACUGCAAAGCCCAAGAUCCACAACAAAGCAAAUGCUUUUAUAUUUUUGGAAAAUGCUGGAAAGGGCGGAGAAAUAGUUUUCCCUUCUCGCCAUUUAAAAGUCAGACCUCGAAAGGGUUCAAUGUUAUUUUGGGAAAAUCUGAAAAAUAGUGUUAUUUAUCAUCAGUGUCCAAUUCUAAAGGGAAAUAUGUGGGUGGCUAACAAAGUGUUAAACUGACGCUUGUACUUCAUAAUUUAUGUACUCUUGAAAUGCGAUUUUCCAUUUAUUUCAAGUUAAGCACUUGACACAUUCUGAGUUAUUGCGAAAGUCUGCGAGAUGUAUUUUAUAUUGAUGUGAAUUGC
This is a messenger RNA of Drosophila sechellia, 1595 nucleotides long. Its product is annotated as prolyl 4-hydroxylase subunit alpha-1. The record is from RefSeq and is a predicted model, not a curated record. Bases 40 to 1470 code for a protein of 476 amino acids. Gene Ontology annotation, cellular component: endoplasmic reticulum. Gene Ontology annotation, molecular function: L-ascorbic acid binding; iron ion binding; procollagen-proline 4-dioxygenase activity. The transcript has 6 exons. Gene Ontology annotation, biological process: peptidyl-proline hydroxylation to 4-hydroxy-L-proline. NCBI's taxonomy places the organism in Eukaryota, Metazoa, Arthropoda, Insecta, Diptera, Drosophilidae.